Malurus melanocephalus (red-backed fairy wren) is the source of this 1766-nucleotide messenger RNA. It is a transcript of the gene ARGLU1, whose product is annotated as arginine and glutamate rich 1. The transcript is spliced from 4 exons. NCBI's taxonomy places the organism in Eukaryota, Metazoa, Chordata, Aves, Passeriformes, Maluridae. Gene Ontology annotation, molecular function: cadherin binding. Gene Ontology annotation, cellular component: nucleoplasm; mitochondrion. The coding region runs from base 256 to 1086 and encodes 276 amino acids. The record is from RefSeq and is a predicted model, not a curated record.
CGCGGUGCAUUGUGGGGCGGGAGAGGAGAGUCACUGCUCAGCCAGGGCCGCCAUCUUGGCUGCGUCCGGACUCGCUCCCGCUCCCGGGGCCUGUUCCUUCUCCCCGCAGCGCAAAGCGGUGGAAAGGGAGAAGACGAAAGGCCCGCCCGGGCGUUGCUGAUGCGCGCAGAGCCUCCUCGCACCUCUCYCGGGCGCCGCUAGCAGAGGGGGCGGGGGUGGUCGAGCGGCUGCCGGCGCGGCCUCUCCUCUGCCGGGAUGGGUCGGUCCCGCAGCCGGAGCUCGUCCCGCUCCAAGCACACCAAGAGCUCCAAGCACAACAAGAAGAACCGGAGCCGAUCGCGGUCGCGCUCCCGAGAAAAGGAGCGGGCACGGAAGCGCUCCAAGUCCCGGGAGAGCAAGCGGAACCGGCGCCGGGAGUCCCGCUCCCGCUCGCGCUCUAACACGGCCCCCUCCUCCCGGCGCGACCGGGACCGGGACCGCGACCGCGCCUCCUCCCCUCCCGACCGCAUCGACAUCUUCGGGCGCACGGUGAGCAAGCGCAGCAGCCUGGACGAGAAGCAGAAGCGGGAGGAGGAGGAGAAAAAAGCGGAGUUCGAGCGGCAGCGGAAAAUUCGUCAACAAGAAAUCGAAGAGAAACUCAUAGAGGAAGAAACUGCUCGAAGAGUGGAAGAACUUGUAGCUAAACGUGUAGAAGAAGAGUUGGAGAAAAGAAAGGAUGAGAUUGAGCGAGAGGUUCUCCGCAGGGUGGAGGAGGCUAAGCGCAUCAUGGAAAAACAGUUGCUCGAAGAACUCGAGCGACAGCGACAAGCUGAACUUGCAGCACAAAAAGCCAGAGAGGAAGAAGAGCGUGCAAAGCGUGAGGAACUAGAGCGAAUACUGGAAGAGAAUAAUCGAAAAAUUGCAGAAGCACAAGCUAAACUGGCUGAAGAACAAUUGAAAAUUGUUGAAGAACAAAGAAAGAUUCAUGAGGAGAGGAUGAAACUAGAACAAGAGAGACAGCGUCAGCAAAAGGAAGAGCAAAAAAUUAUCCUGGGCAAAGGAAAGUCUAGGCCAAAACUGUCCUUCUCCCUAAAAAGCCAGGAUUAAAUUUCAACUCUGAACUCUUACAAAAAAAAAAAAAAAAAAGGAAAACAAACAAAAACUUUGUAUGGUAGCUUCAUGUUGAAGUGUUUUUUGUUUUCUUUUUUCUCUCAAUUUUUUUUUGUCUUUUUUGAAAGUUGGAAAGUUAGCUUGUUCUAAUAGGGGCUGUGCUCUGCAAUUCUUUUUUUUUUUUAAUAAACUUCCAUUAAGUUAAACCCUUAUCAGAUCAUCAUUGCCUUUUAGAGGGUAAUUGUUUUCAUCAAUUUUGUUUCUGUAUUGGUGGUCUGAAGAAACUCAUGUCACUUUAUGAACUGUUGAUGAUCUGAUAAGGUUUUACUGACCUACUCAUCAGAGUUUGACUCUGAUAAUUGACAGAACUUUAUACUGGGUAUUGCUGACUUUUAAUGUUUUUAUUUUAAAGUCAGUAAAUACAGGAGUAAAUUGCCAUAGUAUUACUGGACCUCUGUGGUUUAUUGUUAAAUCAGUGUCCUAUGAUACUGUCCCAUUGUUGCUCUUGAUGUUCCUGAUACAGGUAAGGAAAUAGUUUGUCAUUUCUGCUAUGAUUAAAUAGAGAGUUCAGUAUUGUCUCUGUUAGAUUUGUUUUUGUUACAUUGACAGCAUUCAACCAGCGUUCCCCAUUGUGUAAAUAAACCAAUUUGCUGAAUAAAGUGAAAGUCUUAAAUUCA